GAUUUGGUGGGCUCUCAUCAGUCUGCUUCCACGGUUCGCAACGAGCGGGAGUUAAGAGCGCGUUUUAGCGGGUUUGAUUUGUAUUUUGUUUAAUUUUUUUUUGAAGUGAUCCUUUUUAACCUUUGCUUCGAUCAAUUGACCGAUUGUCUCAAUUCACAAGAGAUUGUAGCUCCCGGCGGGGAAAAAAAAAACACAAUUCGUAGUGUAGUGUUUUCAAGUGGAGUGAUCUCUAAACUGAGACGCGCGCGCAGAUCGUCAGUGUUCAGUCCAAUGACCGGCGGAAAUUAGUGAACUUUAACAGAAACGUGCAUAAUAAUGGCAAGAGUGGCCAAUUCAGUGCAACUUUUGCUUGUCUUGUUGGCGGCUUGCUGCUUCCACAGUAGCAUAGCGGGGCCAAAAAGACAGCAACAGGGAUGGAGAGAUGGGAACGGGUUCAAGCGUGACGGGAAUCGGUACAGUUCUGAUGCAGAGGGCACCGAGGGAACCUGUGGCUAUGAGUCAUGCACGAAAAGCGAGAAAAAUAUGCUGAACAUCCAUCUGGUAGCACACACCCACGAUGACGUCGGCUGGCUGAAGACCGUCGAUCAGUACUACUAUGGAAGCAAAACCCUCAUCCAAAAGGCGGGUGUUCAGUACAUCAUCGACUCCGUGAUCGAGUCACUGCUGAGGAACCCCGAUCGCAAAUUCAUCUACGUUGAGUCGGCCUUUUUCUUCAAAUGGUGGAAAGAGCAAACGCCAGAGCUGCAGGAGCAGGUCAAAGAGCUGGUCAACCAGGGUCGGCUCGAGUUUAUCGGUGGAGCGUGGAGCAUGAACGACGAGGCUGCCACCCACUACCAAUCGAUCGUCGAUCAGUUCACGUGGGGAUUGCGCCUGUUGAAUGAUACCUUCGGCGAGUGUGGUCGACCCAAGAUCGGAUGGCAGAUCGAUCCGUUCGGACAUUCCCGGGAGCAGGCAUCGAUUUUCACCCAGAUGGGAUUCGAUGGGCUGUUUUUCGGUCGGCUUGAUUACGAAGACAAGAAGCUACGAAUGGAGAAGCAAACCGCGGAAAUGAUCUGGAAGUCGAGUGCGAAUUUGCAGGAGAGCGAUCUGUUCACUGGGGUGUUGUACAAUCUGUAUCAAGCACCCCCGGGAUUCUGUUUCGACAUCCUCUGCUCGGACGAACCGUUUAUUGAUAGUCCCCUGAGCGCGGAAAAUAAUGUCGAUGAUAAGGUCGAUAAAUUCCUAUUCUAUAUAGACCAGCAGGCGAAGCAUUACAGGACAAACAACAUCCUACUGACCAUGGGUGGGGAUUUUACCUUCAUGGACGCUAACGUUUACUUCAAGAACUUGGACAAAUUGAUCAGAUACACAAACGCUCGGCAAGCGAAUGGCUCUAACGUCAACGUGUUUUACUCAACACCAUCCUGUUAUCUGAAGGCACUUCACGAAGCGGACAUCACAUGGCCAACGAAGUCGGAUGAUUUCUUCCCAUACGCCUCGGACAACCAUUCAUACUGGACCGGCUACUUCACGUCACGACCAACGGUGAAGCGCUUCGAACGCGUAGGCAACCAUUUCUUGCAGGUCUGCAAACAACUCUCUGCCCUAGCGCCCGUCAAAGAGAACCAUUUCAAUCCCCAUCUGAAUCUCCUGCGAGACGCUAUGGGUGUUAUGCAGCAUCAUGAUGCCAUAACCGGAACGCAGAAGCAGCAUGUAGCGAACGACUACGAUCGGAUGCUCCACCGGGCGAUCAAAGCAUGCGGAGCGAAUACCCUGGUCGUCCUCAACCAAAUUGUCGACCCUGGGCAAACGAAAGCUCACCCCAGAAAGCUGGCGCAUGGAAUUAAACGCGAUUUCACCUUUGAGUUCGACACGUGUCAUCUACUCAACAUCAGCAAGUGCGAACUUACCGAGUCUAAAGACAGCUUCAUGGUGACCCUGUACAAUCCGCUGGCCCAUUCCGGAUAUCAAUACGUCCGUCUACCGGUGACGGGCAACAAAUACAUCGUCAAGGACUAUCGAGGCAUCGAAAUUACCUCUCAGUUGGUACCCAUUCCCGGUACCUUGCAAAAUCUGAACUUCCGCUUCAGCAAUGCUAGCCACGAGCUGGUCUUCCUGGCCAGCGAAUUGCCACCGCUGGGUUACAAGUCGUUCUUCGUCACGCGGGUGAUCGAAACCGUAGACGAUAUGAUCCAUGAGCCUUCCGUUAUCAUGCAAGCUGACGAACCUCAACACCAGUGGCACUCGGAAGAGGUCACGAUAGGAAACAAAUACCUCAACAUCAGCUUCGACAGCAACGGUUUCCUCAGCACAAUCGACGCGAACGGGAUCAGCAGUCGGCUGCGGCAAACUUUCGUCUACUACCAGGGUGCGAUCGGGAACAAUUACGAAGCCAGAAAUCGUUCCUCUGGGGCUUAUAUCUUCCGUCCGAACGGAACUGAGAAACACGUGGCAGACACCGUGCAGCUGCAUGUUGUGAAGGGGGAUGUUGUCCAGGAAGUGCACCAAGUGUUCAAUGAUUGGAUCAGUCAAGUUAUUCGCGUCUAUGCGGACGAGAAUCAUGUCGAGCUUGAAUGGUUGGUGGGAUCCAUUCCGGUGGAGGACGGAGUGGGCAAAGAAAUUGUAUCGAGGUUCUAUACAGCCGCUCAGUCGGAUGGUAUUUUCUGGACCGAUUCCAACGGUCGAGAGAUGAUCAAGAGGGUGCGCAAUCAUCGUGACACCUGGGAGCUUCACCUGGAGGAACCGAUCGCUGGAAACUACUACCCAGUGACGACUAAGAUCGCGCUCGAGGAUGAGAAAAUGCGUUUGGCGGUUUUGAACGAUCGAGCACAGGGAGGAGCCAGUUUGGAGGAUGGCUCACUGGAACUGAUGGUUCAUCGCAGACUGCUACAUGAUGAUUCGUUCGGUGUCGACGAAGCUUUGGAUGAGCGUGCGUACGGAAAAGGACUCGUUGCUAGGGGAAAACACUAUAUAAUGUUCGGAUCGAAGGCAACUAGCAACCCGACUCUGGAAGCAAGAGAACGGUUCCUUCAGAACCAAAUUCUGCUUCCCAAUUGGGUGUUCCUCAGCGAUACCACCGACGUCAAAUACGAAGAGUGGCAGAAGCGCUUCAACAAUAUCUACUCGGCCCUUUCCUUGUCCCUCCCACUGAACGUGAACCUAAUGUCAUUCGAACCAUGGAAGGAAAACAGCAUCCUGGUGCGCUUCGAGCACCUGCUGGAGAAGGACGAGGACCCAACCUACUCGAAGCCGGUGAAAUUCAACCUACAGGACAUCUUCCGCUCGUUCAGCAUUGAGGAAGUUCACGAAACCACCCUGGCCGGUAACCAGUGGAAGGAGGAAAACACACGCCUGAAGUUCAAACCGGAUCCCGAGUAUCUGCAGCACCCUUCGGCGGAGUACCCGAAGCACUCGAAUGUUGUGUCGGGUCCCGCUGAUACGGUGGAAAGUCUUCGUAAUGUGAACAAUGAUGGGUACGAGAUUGAGUUGGCUCCGAUGCAGAUCAGGACCUUCGUGAUGGAGUUGGAGUAUAGGCCAUAGGACUGAUGCACAACCGGCAUCGGUUGAGAAUUUAGUAUGUAAAUGAAAUAAAAUUUAAAAAACUGA
This is a messenger RNA of Toxorhynchites rutilus septentrionalis, 3585 nucleotides long. RefSeq names its product lysosomal alpha-mannosidase-like. Gene Ontology annotation, cellular component: lysosome. The coding region runs from base 316 to 3519 and encodes 1067 amino acids. The transcript is spliced from 6 exons. Gene Ontology annotation, molecular function: alpha-mannosidase activity; carbohydrate binding. The record is from RefSeq and is a predicted model, not a curated record. Gene Ontology annotation, biological process: mannose metabolic process. Lineage: Eukaryota; Metazoa; Arthropoda; Insecta; Diptera; Culicidae.